Alnus glutinosa is the source of this 6913-nucleotide messenger RNA. RefSeq lists its product as uncharacterized. Gene Ontology annotation, molecular function: metal ion binding. Bases 210 to 6689 code for a protein of 2159 amino acids. Gene Ontology annotation, cellular component: nucleus. Lineage: Eukaryota; Viridiplantae; Streptophyta; Magnoliopsida; Fagales; Betulaceae. The record is from RefSeq and is a predicted model, not a curated record. The transcript has 10 exons.
AACUGCGCGAUAUUUCGAUCUAGGAAUUCCACCACGACACGCAAGCAAACAGGAAAAGGAGGCCGAAAGGGAAGAAGAAAGAAGGGAAGAGAAGGAAGAGAAAUAAAACAAAGAAAACAAAGCAAGGAAGAAACUCUCACACAACACAAGGGCAAAGGACUUUGGCACACAACAAGAAGUCAACAGUUGCAGAUCCAUUCUCCGCUUCCAUGGACCUCCCUCGUUUCCUCCCCCACCACCACCACCACUCAUCCAGGUACGCUUCUCUCCCCCCCCCUCCUCCUCCUCCUCCUCCUCCUUCCGCUCCUCGCCCUCGCUUCCCUGACAACUCAAUUUUUCAUAGCCCCCACAACCACCACCUUCCUCAGCCUCAGCCACAGCCACAACAUAUCCCAACUCUUCCACCUUCCUUCCAAUCAUCCCUCCCUCCCCAUCCUCCUCCACCACCUCCACCACCACAACAACACCACCACCACUACAAUCCAACCCAAUCCCAGUUCCCUGUCUCCUACGCCCACCCACUUCAGGAUUUCGCUCAAUCCCACCGAAUAGAAGAUCGCCCUCGUCACCGAUUGCCCGAACCGGACCACUCCCGCCGGGUUGACACUUGGGACCCAUCAAGGGUUUUGCCCGAUGCCCACCGCCCCGCCGCCAGACCUUACCACCCGCCUCUUGAUUUCGAUCUCGAUCGAAUCGAUGGGCAUCAGCAUCAGCGCCUGUUUGAUCGGCCGGUCAGUAAGUUUAGGCACGAUUCACAGGGUACUUCUAGGGUUAGAGUGGAAUUCAGUGGUGGGUUUGAUCCAAAACAAAAAGAUGACAACUUGGUUUGGGGUCACGGCGAUGAGAAUUAUCAUCGCCGUGGUAAUUUUCUAUCUGAUUCCGAUUCCGUACGUCGGGAUUUUUUUGGGUUUGUGUCUACCUCUAGGGAUGUUGAAUCGAAGUUGGUUGGUUAUGAUCACCGACAUGGCUCGGUGCGUGAUAAUGAGGCAUAUAGGAGUUUUAGAAUUGGUGGAGGCCAUGAUGGACAGGCCUCGAGAGACAUAGGUGAUCUGUUGUAUGAAAUGGGAAGCAAUGAGACUGGUGAUUGUGAUGGGGUUCGGAUUGGUUCCGCCAAGCGCGAGUAUUAUGGUUUGGAAGUGGGGAGAUAUGAUCAUAAUAGAGGGAACAGAGAGGGUAGUCAUGAAUAUAAUCGCACUCCACGGAAACAAGUACAGAAGAAGAGUGCUUUUCUGAGAAUUCAGAUGGCCAAACCUAAUAACAGGAAUAGAGAGAGUGAGCAGUUACAUUAUUCUGGUUAUUUUGAUAAAGGCAACUUUGGUUCUUUCAGGGGUAAAGAUCAAUCCGUAUAUCUGGAUCAUGGGAUGGAAGAAGAGGAAGAGGAUGAGAGAGAGGGGAGCCCGGUAGAGCUUGAUGUUUCUUUUAAAUCUAACUCACUGGUGGCCAAGGCGAUUGUGGUACCUUCUGGUUCAGCCGUUGUUUCUGAUAUGAAUUUGAUUCCUAGGAAUGAGAAAAUUAGGAAAGUAUCUGAUGGUGAUUGUUCAAAUUCCCAACUGAAUAAACUCAGUGAGGGUACUGUAAAUUUGGAUAGCUCCACUUGGGUUGCUAAUAAGGCAUCCAAUUCUGAAAAGGACUUGAAACAUCAGGAAGAGAAAGUAAUGACUUCUGAUUUUGGGAAUGUUUGUGAUGGUAGUUCUCAGUCUUGUUCCCGUAGGACCAGUGUGUCAGUAGGAAACAGUAAAGUUGAAAGGUCUCCUAAGGUUUUGGUUUCGGAUAAAGAUGGUACUAAUGUUGGUUCUGGCAAAACAACAGCUCCUAAGUUUGUGAAGAAGAAGAAAAUUGUGAAGAAAGUAGUGAAGAAAGUCAUGAACCCGCAAUCUCGUUUGUCAAGUACACAGCAAACAAAAAAGUGCGAUGAAACUGCAAAAGCAGAUUGCUCCACUCAUAGUCCACCUGCUGCCCCCAACUCUGGGAAGGGUGUACCACUUUUAGAACAGAUAGUCACUUCUGAUGGCAUGACUUCAAGGCACAAUGUUGCGUUGAAGCCUUGUUUAGAUAAGGUAAAUGGGUUGCCUGAAAAUGACAUAGCAGAUAGAUCUCCAGUAACUGCAGUAUCACAUGAUUGUGGAAUUAAUGUUGAAUCUGGUAGAGUAUGUGUGACUAAGAUCAAGAGAAAUUGGAAGAAUUCAACUUCUGUUUUGGGUUCUUUAAGUUGUGAAGAAAAUAGAAUCAAUGAGAGUCCUGUAAAUGCGGAUAAUUCAGUCCAUAGCUUGCAUAGCAUCUCAAAUUCUGACAAUGAUUUUAAACCUCGAAAUGAAAUUACUUUUUAUGAGAUUGGUCAUGUGAAAGAUGUCAGCAAACAGUUAAAUCAUAAUGUACUCUCGAUAUCACUUGAGAAUGAAGCAGAAAAAGAAGCCACAGAGACCGUGCUUUCUUUAGAAGAUAAUGUUAAUUCUCGCUUGUUAAGUUCAGAGGAAACCAAAAUUCAUGAGGAUAUUUCAAAUACAUAUAGUUCACCCCAUGAUGCAAACAACAAAUUGGGUUUUGAAAAUUGUACAGAUAAGUCACAAGAGAAUAUUACUGCUUCUGACAUUGGCAUCAUGGACACCAUUAAAAAACAGCCUUGUAUAGAUCAGUUCUCUACAUCACUUGAGAAUAGUAUUCCGGAAGGAAUUCACCCAGCACUGAUAGGAAGCAGUGCAAUUGUCAGUUUGUCAAGUUCAGAGAAAACCAAAAUUCAGAAGGAUCUUGUUUAUGCCGAAUGCUCCAACCAUGGCAGAGAUACCUGGAAUUCUGACAAUGGUUGUUGUUCUAGUUUGGAAGAAAAAUAUACUGUGUGCAACAGUGGGACCAUUAAUUAUACUGGCAAGCAUCCAUCUACAGGUAGGGUCGCUAUAUCGCUUGAGAAUUAUGCAAAAGAAAGAUAUCCAAAUGAUAUGGUUACAGUCGGAGCUAGUGAGGGUAACACGCAUAAGAUUAAGAAGAGGAGAAAAAGGAGGACUCAGUUAGAUUUCUCAAAUUCAACGAACAUACAUACAGAUCCUGUAAAUGAUGUAGUUAGCCCUGCAAAUGCUUUGGAUGCAACCUUAGGCUUUUCUUUAAAGGAUCUAAGUCCUGCAGAAGCCCCAGUUUCUGGGGUUGGAAGUUUGGAUAUUGGCUUACUACCUGGUACGGAUGGUAUCAGUGUGCUGCAUGCAAACAGUUUGGCAGAUGGGUUUUCUGAGGUUAAGCUUACAAUGAACAGUGAUGUUAAUAGUUAUCUUGAUGGGAAUUCGCCCAGAUAUAAAAAGAACAGAGAAGUUUCUGCUACUGAUUCGCCAUCGUCUAGGCCAACUGUAUCUGAGACCAAUGAGAGACCCACAGACACCUCCAUUUCUUGUGCAGAAGUAUCCUUAACUAAAAAUGAUGAUCAAACGCAACCAGAAGAAGUUGCAGUGUCUAGCAUACAUAAUUUGCCUUGUCCACAUGGGAUCACUGUGUUGCUUGAUAAUACUUUGGGGGCAAGAUCUUCUGAGGCUGUGGGUGAAACCAGGGAUGUCUAUACAGAUGAUGGUUUGAAACUUCUGCAACUAGGUGUUGAAUCUUUUUCAAAUGCUGAGGAUCCAAAUGCACAGUCUCCUUGUCCAUCAGGUUUGGGAAGUGAGCAGAAAGAAAAUAGUACUCCGCUUAUGGUUGUUGAUAUUAAUCAAAAUGACACUAUGGAUAUAGAAACUAGUGAUGGAGAAAAAAUGGAUGCACAAGCUGCAGAAGAUCAAGUUUUAAUUCAUGGUGAGACUCCUCUGCACAAAAUUACAUCAGAGCCUCUGUUCCCAGACUUGGAUCAAAGAUUUUCCAGUACAGAUAUUGAAUCAGAUUAUGUUCUUGUGAAGGAUGAUUUGCCUUCAGUCUCAAACAAUCCGUCCUUCUCUGAUGAUGGUGCUGGGUUUUCUUCUCCUAACACCAAUGAUGAAGUUAUGGAAUCUAUGUCUAGAACACUUCUGGGUGUGGGUUCUCCAGAAACCUUGUCCGAAGUCCCAAGCAUAAUCAUGUUGAAUGGCAAAGCAUCACCCAGCCAAAUUUCCAAUGAUAAGGUUUGUGGGGAUGACCAAAAGCUAAAUCAGAAGUUUGUUGAAGAUGGUUCUGGUGUAUGUGCGCAUACUCCAUUUCCACAGUAUACCAAGCGAGAUCGUGCAACUGAAAGUGACCACUCAGUCAUGGGGAAGACGGUACUGUUGCCAUCACAAGAUUCCAAAAUUACAUCUUGCAGACCAAAUCUCAUGAGUGCAGAAUUAAUAGUGAAGAGGAGACAGACGGGUCCUUCCAUUCCUAGGGCUUUUCCAAGUCGUUCAUCUUUUGUUUUGACAAAUUCAAAUAAGACAGGCUCUUCUGCCCGUAUUGCAAAGCCCCGAACUUGGCAUCGAACUGGCCCUGCUCCUCCUCUGCCCGUUAAUAAGCCUUUCACAAAUAACAUUCCUCCCAAAAGGCAGUUGGUGGAAAAUAACAUGAAGUAUCAGAGUACGUCUUACAUUCGUAAAGGCAACAGUCUUGUAAGAAAUCCUGCUCCAGCUGCUGCUCAACAACACAGCUCUCAUGGUUUGAGUUCAUCUGUUUAUCGGGGGCACUCUUCAGGCACAGAUGAAUCGAAGAAGAGCACAGGCUUUGACAGUAGGGCUGAUGUUACUGAUCCACAGAAUCUUUUGAGAUUAGGAAUGCAUACUCCCCUUGAGAGGCCCAGGACACCCCCAUUACCCAGUGGCACCAAAAUAUCUACUGGAACUGAUAUCUCUUCAGGGGAUAAUACAUCUUCCCCAUUGGCAGAGAGUCCCUUUAGUGGUUGCUGUGAAACUACAUCAGAUCCUAUGAAAUUUACAGAAUUUAACAAUGUGCCAGAGAGUGCUGAAGAUCCUCUGAAGAUUUCUGAAAAUCUAAGUGGUACAUCAAACAAUUUGGAAAGCAAAGCUGAACUAAGUGAUGGGAAUGCGGCAUCAAUUAACAUGAAGAGGAUAAUAUACAUAAAGCGCAAAUCAAAUCAGCUGGUUGCAACUUCAAACCCUUGUGAUCUGUCUGUACACAAUGGCAAUAACAUUCAAGCAACCUCUGACGGCUACUAUAAGAGAAGAAAAAAUCAGCUUAUCAGGGCUUCAUUGGAAAAUCAGAUAAAAAAGUCAGUUUCCAUGCCUGAUGAUCUUUUAAACUCGGGGGGCCAACGGGUUCCUAAGGUUGUUUCCAGCAGAAAAUUUAGUAAGAGAAGAUUACAUAAGGUUGUAGCAAAGACAUGUAAACCUGUAAAAUCCUCUCUGGUGUGGACGCUUUGUGGCAUGCAGUCCUUGAAAAAUGAUUGUGAUACUUCGGAUCAUCAGCAGGUCCUGCCGUACCGAUUUCCAUGGAAAAGAGCAACAUACGGGAGAAGCUUCAUGCAUAAUCAAAUUUCCAGUUCCAAUAAUAGUUCUUUAUCUAUGAUCAGUCGGAAAUUGCUUCUGUUGAGACAAAGGGACACUGUCUAUACAAGAUCAAUCAAUGGAUUUUCACUCCGAAAAUUCAAGGUUUUAAGUGUUGGGGGGUCUAGUCUUAAAUGGUCAAAAUCCAUUGAAAAGAACUCAAAGAAAGCUAAUGAGGAAGCUACACUAGCAGUUGCUGCAGUUGAGAAAAAGAAAAGAGAACAGAAUGGUGCUGCAUGCGGUAGUUCUCAGACAAAGAAUAGAAAUCAUUCUUCGCGAGAUCGUAUAUUCCGCGUUGGCUCAGUUCGCUACAAGAUGGAUUCUACAAAGCGGACACUUCAGAGGAUUUCAGAUGAUGAAUCAACAUGCUCUACUUCGCCUCAACCGGAAAAGGAUGCCAAGAAAUCUUACAUUCCAAGGAGAUUAGUGAUUGGCAAUGAUGAAUAUGUUCGGAUUGGCAACGGAAACCAGCUUAUUAGAGAUCCAAAGAAACGAACUCGCAUUUUGGCAAGUGAGAAAGUUAGAUGGAGUUUGCAUACUGCCAGACUUAGGUUGGCUAAAAAACGGACAUACUGUCAGUUUUUUACGAGAUUUGGGAAAUGCAAUAAAGAUGAUGGGAAAUGUCCCUACAUCCAUGAUCCUUCCAAGAUUGCUGUCUGCACAAAGUUUCUGAAUGGUUUAUGUUUCAAUCCCAACUGCAAAUUGACUCAUAAGGUCAUUCCAGAAAGAAUGCCGGAUUGUUCUUACUUUUUGCAAGGUUUAUGCACCAACAGAAAUUGUCCUUAUAGACAUGUAAACGUGAAUCCAAAGGCCUCUACUUGUGAAGGAUUUCUAAGGGGCUAUUGCGCCAAUGGCAACGAGUGUCGGAAGAAGCACAGUUAUGUCUGCCCCAUUUUUAAAGCAACAGGAACCUGUCCUCAAGGGUCCAAGUGCAAGCUUCAUCACCCAAAAAGCCGAAGUAAGGGAAAGAAAAGGAAACGAUCGGGAGAACAGAAGAAUGCUCGAGGCCGUUAUUUCGGUUCUAUUCAUAUCAAUGUUUCUGAGCCUCGAACAGCAGUACAAGAAAAACACACUACACAAAACAAUGAUGAGAUUUUCUUGGAAGGAAAAUCUGCUGAUUACAUCAACCUUGAUGUUAGUGAUGAAGAAGUUGGUGAAAGUAAUGACCGAACAAGGGAGCAAACAUUUUGUGACAGUGAUCCGUUGGAUGAACAAUUGGAUGAUCUUGAUGAGCUAAUAAAACCAGUUCGUAUAAUGAUCAAUUUGACGACUUAAUUAUCUUCAGAGUUGAUAGCCAAAGUGAAAGCUUACAACGUAUACUGUGGGGGAAUGCAAUGUAUUGGUAAACGAGGUAUAGCAGGUUUUUUUUUUUUUUUUUCUUUGUAUUUGUUCGUUUUUUUCUGCCAUUGCAGAAUCAUUUUGUAUGCCUCUAGUGUAUGUGUAUUCUUUGUACGUUUACAAAGCAUUAUAAUAGUAAAAUGAAUUGAGAAUUAUACCUA